Molecule: messenger RNA, 852 nt
Organism: Gorilla gorilla gorilla (western lowland gorilla)
Lineage: Eukaryota; Metazoa; Chordata; Mammalia; Primates; Hominidae
Gene: MYOCOS
Product: myocilin opposite strand
Exons: 3
Coding region: 173-565 (130 amino acids)
Source: RefSeq, a predicted model, not a curated record
GAGGUGGAGAUUGCAGUGAACCGACACCACUGCAUUCCAGCCUAGACAACAGAGCAAGACUCCAUCUCAAAAAAAAAAAAAAAAGAAGAAGAGAAAAGGAAAAGAAAUCAUUACAGUGGCUGUAUAUCUUCUGAAAUUUGCAUACAAUAAUUGCUUCUGACAUAUUCAAAAUAUGUCAGAAGCCCUCCAACAUCAGACUCCAAGUUUUUCAGUUUUGGGAUUCAGACUGGCAUUUCUUACUCCUCAGCUUGCAGACAGCCUGUGGGACCUUGUGAUCGUGUGCAGUAACUUUAAAUUCCUCAAAUCCCCUGAGUGCAAGGCCAUGGCUCAGAAAAGCCUUGCAAACAACAGCAUUAAUCUCCCCUACAAGGACUUGACCUCCGAGGUAACCAGGCGCCGAGUCACCAUGAUCAUAAGAAAAGAGAUAAUUACCCAGAAAAGUGAUGAAGCUAAGGAGAUGCUCUCCCACUUGGAUUUGGAACAAGCCCCUCCCCCUCACAGGACCUACCUCACAGUACCUCCCGCCCCACCUCCUUCUCCAGCUGAGGAUCCCACGGUCUCCUAAGAUGUAAACCUUAUUUUGAAGUGAAUUCUUACACAGAACUCCAGAAAACAGUUUCAGUGGCAUUCUUGAGGUUUGUCUUAGAAGACUCUUGAAGACCUUCGUUCUUUCCUAUUUUUCUUCACCUAGAACCACCAUAGAGCAUGAUUUACCCUUGCUAAUAUACUUAGUCAUUUUCGGUUUUUUAAUCCAAGUCUCUGAUAUGAUAUGCAUAUAUUUUGAUCUUUAUGUUAUGCUAUAGAACUGUUGCUGCAGUCAGUUGUAUUUAAAUUAAUAAACAGUUAUCAGGC